Molecule: messenger RNA, 1946 nt
Organism: Strongylocentrotus purpuratus (purple sea urchin)
Lineage: Eukaryota; Metazoa; Echinodermata; Echinoidea; Camarodonta; Strongylocentrotidae
Product: cytosol aminopeptidase-like
Exons: 13
Coding region: 39-1622 (527 amino acids)
Biological process (GO): proteolysis
Cellular component (GO): cytoplasm
Molecular function (GO): manganese ion binding; metalloaminopeptidase activity
Source: RefSeq, a predicted model, not a curated record
AUCCUCUUUUUCACGCAUGCGCAAAUGCAUCAUCCAAGAUGGCAGCUUCCAUGCGACUCUGUCGACGUCUCAUCUUACACAGCCGAUAUCACUCAUUAAAUGGUCAAAGAUGGGGGAGGUUCUACUCUUCUAUUGUAAAUGCUGAGUCUGGUGUAGUGGUAGGUGUGUAUGAAGAUGAGGCUAGUGAUGGCGUUAUCUUUACACCAGAGGCAACAAAGGUCAAUGAACGAACUCAAGGUCAAUUAGGAGAACAUGUGAACAGAUACUGUCAAAAUUUGAAGAAAGGAAAAGGCAGAGUGUUCUAUGGUCUAAAUGAGGAGUUGAGCAAGAUUGCCGUGGUAAGCCUUGGCAAGCAGUCUGCUGGAGUCAAUGACCUGGAGGGAGUAGAUGAGGGAAGAGAGAAUAUCCGAACUGCCGUGGCAACGGGGGUUAGACAGUUACGAGAUGCUGGUUGCAAGACAGUAAUAGUAGAUCCAUGCAGUGACGCUGAAGCUGCUGCCGAAGGAUCUCUCUUGUCAGUAUUUGAGUAUGAUGAGCUGAAAGCUGAAUCCAGUAGGAAACCUAAAGUCAACAUAUCACUCCUCAAUGAAGAUAACAGUUCUGAGUAUCAUGAUGGCUGGAGGAGAGGGGAGACUCUGGCCAACGCUCAGAACUUUGCUCGUACCUUGAUGGAGAUGCCAGCUAAUAAACUCACUCCAACAUCAUUCUCAGAGAUAGCACACAACAAGAGACAGCGCACAGAUCUACCUAUCACUAUCCAGGCACACUCAAGGAAGUGGGCAGCAGACAAGAAGAUGGGUGCUUUCCUGAGUGUGGCCAAGGGGUCAGAUGAGCCCCCCAUAUUCAUGGAUGUGAGGUACAAUGGUGCACCCCAGGGUGUGGAUCCUCUGGUCCUGAUCGGUAAAGGAGUCACCUUUGACAGUGGAGGAAUAUCAAUCAAGCCAGCAGCAGGCAUGGACCUGAUGAGAGGUGACAUGGGAGGAGCAGCUAACGUCUUAGCGGCCAUGUUUGCCAUGGCUAGUCUAGAACUACCGGUCAAUGUGGUUGGCUUGAUACCGCUGUGUGAGAACAUGGUCAAUGGGUCAGCAGUCAGACCGGGUGAUGUGGUCACAGCCAUGAAUGGCAAGACUAUACAGGUUGACAACACUGAUGCUGAAGGGAGAUUACUACUAGCUGAUGCGCUAUGUUAUGCAACCACUAGUUUCAAGCCUACAGUUGUCAUAGAUUUAGCUACACUCACUGGUGCUAUUGAUGUAGCCUUAGGCUCAGCUGCUACUGGUGUUUUCACUAAUUCACAACAAGUAUGGGACAUGCUUCAACAAGCUAGCGUAUCAACAGGAGAUCGUGUGUGGAGGAUGCCAUUGUUCAAUCACUAUACCAAACAGGUUACAGAAGCUCAUCUAGCUGAUGUAAGCAAUAUUGGAAAAUACAGCAGAUCUGGUGGGAGUUGCACUGCAGCAGCAUUCCUUCGCGAGUUCGUGACGGACAAUACUAAAUGGGCCCAUCUAGAUAUAGCAGGUGUCAUGCAGAACAAAGAUGAAAUUCCUUACCUUGGAAAGGGAAUGUCGGGCCGACCAGUCAGGACCCUUGUAGACUUUGUAUCAAGAUUCACGUCUGUCUGAACCUAUGGAUGAGGCCGUUUGGAAAAUCAUUGAAUAGAACUAUAAUGACAGUAUUAUUGUAAACUGAGACAUUCUGUGCAUCUCUGCAUCGACUGAAAUUCAUCAAGUUCCAUCCAGAAAGAUUAUAUAAAGAGAAUGAAAUUAUUAGUAAGUGAUGUACUGCAGAGAAUUCUACCAUGGAUCAAAUGUUGUUGGAGAAUCGGAAUGACUCUUUGAUGUGAGGGGUUCAAAACCCUAUGAUAUGUUCUUCACUGAUUUGAUAUGAACGACUGAAUGGUUUAGAUCUUUCCUCCUCAAAUUGGCAAUACUUGGCAAUCCUUUUCA